Molecule: messenger RNA, 4214 nt
Organism: Astyanax mexicanus (Mexican tetra)
Lineage: Eukaryota; Metazoa; Chordata; Actinopteri; Characiformes; Acestrorhamphidae
Gene: ppp1r1c
Product: protein phosphatase 1, regulatory (inhibitor) subunit 1C
Exons: 8
Coding region: 272-1093 (273 amino acids)
Biological process (GO): intracellular signal transduction
Cellular component (GO): cytoplasm
Molecular function (GO): protein phosphatase inhibitor activity
Source: RefSeq, a predicted model, not a curated record
UCCUGCCCACAGUCUUGCUAAUGCAGGAGCAGGAGCUGCUGCAGACGGUCUGAGAGACGGGAGAUCUGGAGCUGAGCGGGACGGAGCGGGACAGUGCAGGACAGUGCAAGGCAGUGUUGGAUAGUUCAGGACAGUGGGGGACAGGGCGGGACACAGGACUGGGGGACUGAACCGGACAGUGGAGAGUACAGAAGUGAACCUGGAGCUGGACUGGGACUGAGAAGGCGUGCGGUACGUAAGGAGGGGCAGUGGAGAGGCUGACCGCUGCUGUAUGCCUGACCAUACAGCUGCUGUUCUUUGUCCUCCCUCCCUCUUUCUCUUUCUCUCUCUCUCUCGCUCUCUCUCUCUUUUUAUCUCUCUCUCUCUCUCUCGUUCUGGUGACCCGACUCUCAGCAUGGAGCCCAACAGCCCGAAGAAGAUCCAGUUUGCGGUUCCACUGUUCCAGAGCCAUUUAGACCCGCAGGCAGCAGAACAUAUACGCAAACGGAGGCCAACUCCAGCAACGCUCGUCAUCUAUAAUGACCCCAGCGCUUCAGAUGAUAAACAGUCAUCGAGCAGCAGUCAAGCAGAGAACCAGUCUGCCCAACUGUCUCCCGCCCAGAGGAAGACCAGCGUCUACACACCGCCCACCAUGAGAGAACUGCAGUUGGUGGUGGAGCAGCAUUUUCAGAGGCAAGAGCUGGAGGCGGGGCAUUCUGACAGCCCAGACACGCCUAGCCCAAUCACAGCGCAGCAUUAUGGCAACGCAGCCCAGUGGGCCAAUCACAACUGCCCAGAGCCGAAUGGCAAUGAGGGUUAUGUCAGUUCUGAUGCUCAGGCAGGAAGCAGUGAGGCGGGGGGUAGAGAUCAGUCAGACACACAGAGAUCCAAUCAGGAGGAGAGUCUUCACCCCCAGAAGCUCCUCCCCCCUCACCUGGCCACGCUGUCAGAGGAGCCGGCGGAUGCCCCGCCCAGACGCAAAGACACACCUUACCAGCAGGAGGCGCCGUUCACCACAGGAGUGAGGAUGAUGAAGGGCCAGAUGGAGUCUUCCUCAGCGUUUCAGGAGGAUGAGGAGAGCAGCGGCGAGAAGAGAGAGAGACAGGCGGAGUAACAAAUCUAUAAUCCAGAUAAUUACAGGAUUAAUCAAUACCCAGGUGAUCAGGAACGUUUGGAGCAGUCUGUGCUUUAAUGACUCCUGUUAUUUUCCUUGUUUUAUUGUUUUGGCACACAGAGAAUUUGAUAUGAUUUGAUUUACGCCUUGAAUUAUAUAUAUAGAGAAAUAUUCUGUUAUUGAUUUUCUGUUUUAGUUUUCAUUUUUUACUUUCAUUUUUUUACUUUAUCUCCCCAUAAAUGCAAAAGUACACCAUACUAUAUUGACUGCAUCUCUAAAAAAUAGUCAUUUACCAUCCAAAUCACUGAACUCAGGUAUUCCUGAAUCUUUUCCGUCUCCACAGGUGUAUAAAAUAAAAGCAGCAGCUAUGCAUGCUGGGACAGCUCCUACAAAUAUUAGUGACAAACAUUGGGUCAUUGUCAUGCUGGAAGACCCAGCCACGCCCCAUCUUCAAUGCUCUAACUGAGAAAAGGAGGUUGUUGGCCAUAAUCAUAAGAUGCAUGUAGCUUCAGAGUUCAUCACUACACACCUCCAAACUUCAUGUAGCUUCAGAGUUCAUCACUACACACCUCCAAACUUCAUGAAGCUUCAGAUUAGAUCAUCACUACACACCUCCAAACUUCAUGUAGCUUCAGAGUUCAUCACUACACACCUCCAAACUUCAUGUAGCUUCAGAGUUACUACAUCACUACACACCUCCAAACUUCAUGUAGCUUCAGAGUUACUACAUCACUACACACCUCCAAACUUCAUGUAGCUUCAGAGUUACUACAUCACUACACACCUCUAAACUUCAUGUAGCUCCAGAGUUCAUCACUACACACCUCCAAACUUCAUGUAGCUUCAGAGUUCAUCACUACACACCUCCAAACUUCAUGUAGCUUCAGAGUUACUACAUCACUACACACCUCCAAACUUCAUGUAGCUUCAGAGUUACUACAUCACUACACACCUCCAAACUUCAUGUAGCUUCAGAGUUCAUCACUACACACCUCCAAACAUCAUGUAGCUUCAGAGUUCAUCACUACACACCUCCAAACUUCAUGUAGCUUCAGAGUUACUACAUCACUACACACCUCCAAACUUCAUGUAGCUUCAGAGUUACUACAUCACUACACACCUCCAAACUUCAUGUAGCUUCAGAGUUCAUCACUACACACCUCCAAACUUCAUGUAGCUUCAGAGUUCAUCACUACACACCUCCAAACAUCAUGUAGCUUCAGAGUUCAUCACUACACACCUCCAAACAUCAUGUAGCUUCAGAGUUCAUCACUACACACCUCCAAACUUCAUGUAGCUUCAGAGUUACUACAUCACUACACACCUCCAAACUUCAUGUAGCUUCAGAGUUACUACAUCACUACACACCUCCAAACUUCAUGUAGCUUCAGAGUUCAUCACUACACACCUCCAAACAUCAUGUAGCUUCAGAGUUCAUCACUACACACCUCCAAACUUCAUGUAGCUUCAGAGUUACUACAUCACUACACACCUCCAAACUUCAUGUAGCUUCAGAGUUACUACAUCACUACACACCUCCAAACUUCAUGUAGCUUCAGAGUUCAUCACUACACACCUCCAAACUUCAUGUAGCUUCAGAGUUCAUCACUACACACCUCCAAACAUCAUGUAGCUUCAGAGUUCAUCACUACACACCUCCAAACUUCAUGUAGCUUCAGAGUUACUACAUCACUACACACCUCCAAACUUCAUGUAGCUUCAGAGUUACUACAUCACUACACACCUCCAAACUUCAUGUAGCUUCAGAGUUCAUCACUACACACCUCCAAACUUCAUGUAGCUUCAGAGUUCAUCACUACACACCUCCAAACUUCAUGUAGCUUCAGAGUUCAUCACUACACACCUCCAAACUUCAUGUAGCUUCAGAGUUCAUCACUACAGAGCAAUAAUUUUAGUUUUUGCUUAAAUGCAGUAUUUUUGUAGUCCUGCUCGUUUUGUAUUGAGAAGAAUUUGCAGCUCCAUAUCUACACCAGCAUGGCCUUUUUACACCACAUUAAAGCAGUUUAUUAUAUACAAACAGAAAAUUAAAUCUAUAUACUUGCUACUAUACAGUAUUAAAACUUUUACUUUUACUUUUGAGAUGUAACAGAGCAAACCCGCAGAGCUGUGGAAUCAUAAAAUUCUUCAUAAAAUUGCGAUAAAAUUGUAUUUUUUUCUUUUAUUAAACCCUUUACUGCAUUGAAUUAUGAAAUAUACAUGAACAAUAGAAAAAAAUAAGAAUUCUAUAUAAUGAUGAUAAUAAAAAGUUGUAAAAAAGGUAGAAAAGCCUUGUAUUUUGUUAUUUUUCCAUGUUUUAAUAUUAUAUUAUUCCAUGAUUAAAUACCUUGCAUUAUAGGCAAAAAAAUGGUUUGCACAGGAUUUGCGUCCCAUGUCUUUUGGCAUGUCCCAUGAAAAAUAAAGAACACUGCAUUGAACUGUGGGAAAUGAGCAUGCUGACCAGUGUUCAACCAAACUCACUCACAAGAUACCACCUCCACAUUGCUAAAAUGGUAUUAAAAAUUGCAAUUAUAUUAUUUAAUUUAUAAUUUAGAAUAGUUUCUAAAUUUGUUUGAUUUACCUAAAAACUAAUCCUAACUUUUUGGUUGUGUGUUUUGUGUUUUAUCGCCUUUUUCUAAAAGUCUUAAAACAUAUAUUUUGAUUUAUAUACACAUGGAUUCUCUUGAGAUAAAAGCAAAGUAAAAAAUUAUUUUGUUUUUUAUUUUGUUGUUUAUAUUUUAAAAAUAGUCAUUUUUGCCAAAUGACUAUUUUUAGAAUGAUAACACCAUGCAGUAAAGGGUUAAGAAUUAAUAAGUCUAGAAAGAAACCCUGAUCUUACUGAAAAUACAGAUCCUGCAUGAUUUUUACAGUUUUUUUUGGGUUUAGUUUUAAUAAUAAUGAUUAUAUUUUUAAUUGAGAUAUUUUAUAAAUGUAUAAAACCCUCUUAAAGAGUGUUUAAUGCUUUUAAACUGAGAGGAAAUGGUUAAAAACACUGGGAUAUUUCUGGGCUGCAGUUUUUUUUUACAGCAUCAGUGGUGUUAAAAUGUGUUUAGCAGAAUUUUCCUACCAGAUGGUUCGACAGCUUGAUCUGUUUUAAAUGAAAUAAAGUGUGUUUUGCUCUGUA